UCGCCUGAAGCCAUUCAAAUUCAGUAUUUGGCAAAUAGAUUUUAGCGUUUCUUUGACUUUUGAGUUUUCACACUCUUGGGAAUAAAGCCGUUAAAAGAAAACCACAAAGCCCGGCAAAGUUUGACAGCUCAACAAAAGCGCCUAUUCUCGAGCACGCGCAAAAUCGGAAGCGUGCGCACGCUUUGUUGUGGUAAUGAGUAUAGCCCCUGCACGCGUGCAGUGGAAAAAAAAGAUAUGUUACAAGUGACACAAUAGGCAAUCAGUUAGCGAUAGUCGAAAGACCAGCUAGAGCGGGAAAAAGCAUCUGCGAGGCACACCACUUGAGUAGAAAUUAUGACAAAAGGAGCUGGUGAAGACAACAACGCAAGCGAUCAAAUUGUUCCUGCAAGCAAGGAGGUGAACAGCUCCGGUGAUAGCUCAAGGUACCGCAAGUGGGCACAACUUGACCGCAGUCGAAGACUAAAGGCCAGUGCUAGAGAGCGCAAAAGACGACAUGUUUUGAACAACGCUUUAGAACUGUUACGAAAGAAAGUUCCCUGUGUGGACCAGAAUCCACAGAAACUUUCUAAAAUCGAGGUGUUGCGGAUGGCUAUUGAUUAUAUCGCCAUGUUGAGUUGCUAUCUGAAAGGCUCUCCUCAAACUGCAGCAGUUCUAUCCGGACCGUUUACACCCGUUGAAAUGACAUCAGCUAUUGCGCCAAAUAUUCCUGCUGGUUCAAAUUUGAUAAUGCACGAUCAAGCCGUUACACUAGUUGUACCAAAAACCUUGGACCAGUUUCCGGUGAGUAAAAACAUUAUUUCUUCGUAAGUUUUCCGCUUUACCCAAGUAUCACACCUUGCGGCGUUCAGCUGCCCUAGAAAGUCCAAUGGUACAAACAUAAUCCACCAUUUGUUCGACUGUUAUUUCCUUCUAUUUCAGCUGGUAACCGUUUUGUUAUUCAUUUUCACAGGGUGGCGAUCAUUACGGAAUUAAAAGUUCAGAACUGGAUGUGUAUUUGAAAGGAUUUCAUGACUAUACUCAGUCAUGACUGACUCAGAAUUAUGACUUCCUUUUUACUAUCUGUAAAAUAUUGUAGAUACAUUGCAGGAAUCGCAUUCCUUUUCCGCCCCUUUUUAAAGAAGCGGUUAGAUAUAUAGUACUGUAUUAUAACGUCCGUAGACCUUGAACAGCUUUUAUUGA
Molecule: messenger RNA, 1179 nt
Organism: Porites evermanni
Lineage: Eukaryota; Metazoa; Cnidaria; Anthozoa; Scleractinia; Poritidae
Source: the annotation of a GenBank genome assembly